Messenger RNA from Monascus purpureus, 819 nucleotides. The record is from the annotation of a GenBank genome assembly. Lineage: Eukaryota; Fungi; Ascomycota; Eurotiomycetes; Eurotiales; Aspergillaceae.
AUGAGCUCUGAGCGUGAAAACAAGACAUUCCUCGCGAGGCUCUGCGAGCAGGCCGAGCGCUACGAUGAGAUGGUCACGUACAUGAAGGAAGUCGCCAACCUUGGAGGCGAGCUUACCGUCGACGAGCGUAAUCUUCUUUCCGUCGCGUACAAGAACGUUGUCGGUACCCGUCGUGCUUCCUGGAGAAUCAUCUCCUCCAUCGAGCAGAAGGAGGAAUCCAAGGGCUCUGAGGAACACGUUGCCAUCAUCCGUGACUACCGCCAGAAGAUCGAGAACGAGCUGGAGAAGGUUUGCCAGGAUGUUCUCGAGGUCCUCGAUCAGUCCCUCAUCCCAAAGGCUGAGACUGGCGAGUCCAAGGUCUUCUACUACAAGAUGAAGGGUGACUACCACCGUUACCUCGCCGAAUUCGCUUCUGGUAACAAGCGCAAGGUCGCUGCUACCGCUGCCCACGAGGCGUACAAGAACGCUACCGAUGUUGCCCAGACCGAUCUUACUCCCACUCACCCCAUCCGCCUUGGUCUCGCACUCAACUUCUCCGUUUUCUACUAUGAGAUCUUGAACUCUCCCGACCGUGCCUGCCACCUCGCCAAACAGGCUUUUGACGAUGCCAUCGCUGAGCUUGACUCUCUCUCUGAGGAGAGCUACCGUGACAGCACCCUUAUCAUGCAGCUGUUGCGUGACAAUCUCACUCUCUGGACCUCUUCCGAUGGCAACGAGCCGGAGCCGGCUGCGGCCGCCAAGGAGGACAAGCCAGAGGAAUCUGCGCCGGCGCCCGAAGAGAAGACUGAGGAGGCUGCAGCACCUGCACCCGAAUCUUAA